AUGGCUCUAGGAAUCUUGGAGAGCCUACAGGAAAGCGGUAAGAUCAGGGACCUUGGAAACAUGAAGCAUAACUCAGCGGAAUAUCUGCAUGCUGUGAUCGAGAGCUUGCGCUUGGCAUUUGAGGAUUCAAAGUUUUACGUUGCUGAUCCGGAAGUUUAUCCCACUCCUGUAAAGGGACUUUUGUCAAAGGAUUAUCUCGCAAAACGUGCAGAUAUUUUCGACCCAAAUAUCGCAAAAGUUGAUGUUGAGAAGGGAUCACCUGAGAACUCGUGUGAUACGUUUAAUCCUCAAGUUGCCCUCGACGCCCCGAGAAUUAUGAUCGAACCAUUUAAUCCAAAAGAAAGGGAUGAAAGUCUGAGAUCUCAUUCAUUGGUGUAUAUCGAGGAAGGCAUUGAUGAAAAUGUUAUUGAAGAGCUGCAAAAAAUGGGGCACAAGGUAAAGGUGAUUAAAGAGUGGAAAAGAUUUAUAUUUGGAAGAGGUCAAAUAAUUGAAAGAAGGAUUGACAAAAAGACUGGAAUUAGAGUAUGGUGCGGUGGUAGCGACUUGAGAGGUGACGGGCAGGCAGUUGGAUGGUAA
Acaulospora colombiana is the source of this 576-nucleotide messenger RNA. NCBI's taxonomy places the organism in Eukaryota, Fungi, Glomeromycota, Glomeromycetes, Diversisporales, Acaulosporaceae. The record is from the annotation of a GenBank genome assembly.